Molecule: messenger RNA, 825 nt
Organism: Cylas formicarius (sweet potato weevil)
Lineage: Eukaryota; Metazoa; Arthropoda; Insecta; Coleoptera; Brentidae
Exons: 2
Coding region: 1-825 (274 amino acids)
Source: RefSeq, a predicted model, not a curated record
AUGAGCACACUGUACGGCAGAAUUUUACGUGAUCUCAUUGAGGAAAACUAUAAAGAGAAAGAGGAAGAAGGACAAUGUGGUUUCAGAGCAGGAAGAUCAUGUACUGAUAAUGUGUUUACCCUAAAACAAGUUAUAGAAAAGAGAAGUGCCAGGAACUUGGAAACGCACCUAACAUUUGUUGACUUACAAAAAGCAUACGACCCAGUCCCAUUUGCAGACGACCAAGUCAUAGUAGCCAAUGAUAAAGAUGAUAUGCAAUAUAUGAUUCAAAAACUAAUAGAGGAGUAUAAAGAAUGGGGCUUGAUAGUCAACAUAGCAAAGACAAAGUAUCUAUGUGUGGGAACUCACUCACUCGAAAAUUUGGAAUUAGGCAAUGGCCAAGAAAUCCUUCAAUGUCAGGAAUAUGAAUAUCUGGGCAUCACAUUCGACAACACUGGAACAGAUGCAAAAGAAAUAGAAAAACGAAUAGUCAAAGCCAAAAAAGUAAUAGGAGCUCUGAAUGGUAUCCUAUGGAGCAAAGAAAUAUCCAAGAAACGGAAAUUUAAUAUCUAUGAAGCAAUGGUAAAACGCACCCUUCUAUAUGGAUCAGAGACAUGGAGAAUUUCCGAGAGACAUAAGAAAAGAGUUGAGGCUGUCGAGAUGGAUGCAAUUAGAAGAUCAAUGCGCAUUUCGCGAAGAAAAAUAAUAAGAAACGAUACCAUAAAACAGCGGAUGGGAUUAGAAGGGACAAUAACGCAGGAUAUAGAGAAAAAACAACUUACUUGGUACGGACACGUGGAAAGAAUGUCAAAUACCCGAUGGCCGAAAAGGAUACUCCACUGGUAA